GGCGUUCCUGACGGCACGGGUGUCCUCCUAUCGGUCUUUGGAGCUACGUACUCAGGUGCUAUGACGGAUGGCAAGAAGCACGGGGCGGGUGUGGAGCUGCAGACCAAUGGGACGACGUACUCGGGCGAAUUCUGUGACGGCGUCGCGAGUGGGUAUGGCAUUUACGUUGGCACGCUCGGAGACAAGUACAUUGGGCACUGGCACGAUGGCGCUCGGCAUGGGGCGGGUCUGUGCGUGGAUGCUGAGGCUGUCAUGACGACCGCGCACUUCAACAUGGACGAACCCGAGCUGCCGACCAGCGAGGACAGCAGCAACAACUCCAUUCUGUCCUGGGAAGAAGACGUGCAGCCUCACGUCCUCCGCGCUGUCCUCGCCGAGAGAGCAGCGAUUUGCAACCAAGAAGUCGCACGACAGCGCCACAUCGACGCCGUGCUCCAGGAAAUGACCGUCGUCGGAUCGGAGACGCUCGACACUGUCGAGGCCAUCGAAGCGUUUGAGGCCCAGCAGGAGCUGGAGACGGCGGAGUUCAUCCAGCAUCAAAGCGAGCAGACGCGCGCAGUGAAUGCCGUCGCUGGGGAGCUCAAGUUCGCGGAGGCGCAGCUGACCCAGCGCCAAAAGGAGCUGCGAGCCGAGAUCACGGCCAAGCGGCAGGAAUUGUCCUUCGUGGCCAAGUAUUGCGAGCUGGCCGAGACACGCGAAGCUCAAGUCUGCGAGGCCCAGCGUACACUGGCCACAUUGCAGCGGCAACUGGAUGUGCCAGUCCCCGUUGACGCCGCAGCGGAGACCGAGCGCCACGUAUGUGCCGAGUCCCGCGAGGAGUUUUAG
Phytophthora sojae is the source of this 825-nucleotide messenger RNA. RefSeq lists its product as hypothetical. NCBI's taxonomy places the organism in Eukaryota, Oomycota, Peronosporomycetes, Peronosporales, Peronosporaceae. The record is from RefSeq and is a predicted model, not a curated record. The transcript is spliced from 2 exons. The annotation marks the transcript as partial.